AUGUCCAAAAUUGACAAAAUCGGCCUUUUCAUUUCUUCUUCUCGCCCGCAGCCUAGAACCCUAGUUCUUGAAUUCUUCUCACAACUUUCGAACACGCCAAAAAUCUGUUCUUGGCGAGACAAAUCUCAUACGCACGAGAUGUCUUUUGUGACGGGAAGUGUUGAUUGUUAUUGUGGUCGUAGGGCUGUGAUACGGACCUCGUGGACGAACGAGAACCCUGGUAGGCGCUUUCAUGCUUGCUUGAAGAAAGAGGAAGGAGGAGGUUGUGUUUUCUUUGACUGGUAUGACCCCCCAAUGUGUCGUAGGGCCAAAUCACUAAUUCCUGGACUUUUGAAGAAGAUGAAUGCAAGUGAAGAAAAGAUUUUGAAGCUGAAGGCAGAGACAUUAAGUUUGGCUGCAAAUAACAGAAAAUUAAAGAAAAUUAUUCUUGUGUUGGUUCUUUUGGUUGUGUCAAUUCUCAUCAUUUUGAAGAACUGA
Messenger RNA from Striga hermonthica, 477 nucleotides. The record is from the annotation of a GenBank genome assembly. Lineage: Eukaryota; Viridiplantae; Streptophyta; Magnoliopsida; Lamiales; Orobanchaceae.